Messenger RNA from Coffea arabica (coffee), 2219 nucleotides. Its product is annotated as F-box protein CPR1. The record is from RefSeq and is a predicted model, not a curated record. Lineage: Eukaryota; Viridiplantae; Streptophyta; Magnoliopsida; Gentianales; Rubiaceae. Gene Ontology annotation, molecular function: protein binding.
AAACAAUAAAAAAAAAAAAAAAAAAGGUUCUAGUGGAGGAGAUUUGACCGCCAAAGACAGAACCGUUUGUGCCUUCUCCUCUUCUUCUUCUUUUUUAUAAUCUAUUGAGCGAGCGUUGCACUGAGUAACUGGAAGUUGGAACUUGUAGCCUAGUAACCUACUACUGCCCUGCUACCUACCGCUUGGCUUCGUUGGAUAUACUCUCUGAUCCGGCUCCGAAAAAGAUGUCGGAGCGUGACGCUCACAUUCCGGCGGAAGUAAUCUCCUACUUGCUCACCUUCCUACCGGUGAAGUCACUUCUAAGGUUCAAGUGCGUAUCAAAACCAUGGCUGGCUUUGAUAGACAGCCCAGACUUCAUCAAAAACCACAUCUCCCGCUCCCUCAAAACUAAGCGUAAUCUCACCCUCAUCCUCGGUUACGCCUCAUCAAUCUACACCGCCGACUUCGAUUCUUUUCAGGACGACGUGGCCUACCCUACCAAACUUACCCCUCCAUUAUCGCCGUCCAUCGACAUGCCCAUUCUAGUGCUGGGUUCCUGUAACGGGCUGCUGUUUCUGUCCACCACCUUAGAAGACAGCAUCAUAUGGAACCCAUCCACCAGAAAGCACCAGAAACUACCUCCAACUUCCAUUGAAUACCCAUGUGGCAGGUUUGUAUGGCAUUCUGAAACUGGGUUUGGGUAUGACUCUGUUCAUGAUGAUUAUAAGGUCGUAAGAGUCACCCAAUUUCACCUUGGUUGGGAGGAUGAUUUUUUCCAGAAUGAAGUUAAGGUCUAUAGUUUGAACUCCAAUCAGUGGAGAAAGAUUCAAGAUUGUCCGUACUUUAUUCGGUAUCUAAAACUUGGCGGGACUUUUGCGGGCGAUGCACUGCACUGGAUUGCGGGUAACAGUCCGAGAUUGGGUACCGCCAAUCAAGUCGCUGCUUUUGAUAUAAGAAGUGAGGAGUGGCAUCUGCUGCCGCUUCCUAAAACCUUGGCUGGGGAUUUUUUCAUGAAUUUGGUUGUUUUGGGAGAAUGCAUUGGCUUGUUUUGCAAUUACUAUCGCUAUCACGUCGAUUUCUGGGUUAUGAAAGAAUACGGGGUGAGGGAAUCUUGGAUCAAAAUAUGCUCUGUUGUUCAGCCUACUCAUAUUCAGUCCUUUGAGCAAGUGAAGCCAAUAGGUUACUCAAACGAUGGGAAGCAAGUCCUUUUGGAGCAAAACUCUAGCUGCCUCCUGUGGUUUGAUUUGCAGGAAAAGUCUGUGAAGAGUGUUAGGAUUCAUGGUGGGCCCAAAUUUUUUAAUACAGAUGUUUGUCUGGCAAGUCUUGUCAAACUCCCUUACAGUGAUGUUCAACAAGUCCACCAGAAGAAGAAAACCCAAGAUAGGGGGAACCCGAAAGCUGGUCCGAAGAGAGAUGACUUUCUGUCAAGCGGGUUCAAAUUGGUGCUUUAAGCUGAUUGAGAAGGGGGUCAAACUACGACUUUUGUGAUGGCAGGACUGACGGUUCAUUGGUGCCUGUGAUUAUUCCCAACCGGUGUGAGGAGAAGAGGUGGAGAUGGGGAAUGUUGCUCGAUGUUUUUGUCCUGAAAGUCUUGCUCCAACUCAAAAGAAAGGGGGUUUGGGGGUGGAGGGGGGGAGGGGGGCAAUAUUUGCCAGUACGAACUCUUUGUCGUGGUUUUUGGUGGUUGGGGUUUUGUAUAUAAACUUGCUUUCGCUACGAUUACGAUUGUGUUUAUAACAUGGCAGUAGUUUCUUUCUUAGAAAUAAUUGGUGUAGAAGUGGAAGCGAGAGACCAUACCACGACUCGUGCAAAUGUUUAUCUGCCGACCAGCCAUUCGUCCAUACAAACCGGAUUGGCAACUGUAUCUUGGAUGGUUUUGGGAGGAAUUGGUGGAGAAAAUCAUCAAGUGAUAAUCAGUGCUGUUGAGUAGUACUUCUACUAUCAAAUCCGGUUCUGUUAUCCAAGCCAAUUUCAGGUUUUUCAAUUUAUUAGUUGAGAACAGUUUUAGAACCCAAUAAUCGAAAGGAAAAUUGGCAACCGAAAAAUAAUUGCUCAGUCGGUUUUUCUGGUUAAUCAGACCGAGGUUUGACACUCAUUUUCUUCCUGAUACUCGUAAGCAGUUAGCGCUUGUUUGGCCGGAAGGAGUUUGCGCUUCGUGAAACAAAUUAAGAUGAGCUCCACCAGGAAAAAGGUCCUAGAUUUCAAGUUUACAAUAUACUAUAUUAGUAUUUAUUUCACAA